Messenger RNA from Dermatophagoides farinae (American house dust mite), 470 nucleotides. RefSeq names its product anaphase-promoting complex subunit 13. Gene Ontology annotation, biological process: protein K11-linked ubiquitination. NCBI's taxonomy places the organism in Eukaryota, Metazoa, Arthropoda, Arachnida, Sarcoptiformes, Pyroglyphidae. Gene Ontology annotation, cellular component: anaphase-promoting complex. The record is from RefSeq and is a predicted model, not a curated record.
GAUUAUAGAUUUUAUUUAAAAAAGAACAAACAAUUAAUGAAUGAAUGAAUGAAUAUGGACAAGAUUUGAAAAUUCUGCUAUGUACUGCCAUCUCGUUUCUUGUGUAGGUUGUUUAUAACGAGAUUUCGAAAACACAGUUGCAUGCAUGGUGAGCACACACUAUCACACAAGUAUUAAUUUCAAGACAAUUGAAUGAAAAUUGAAAAAUGGACAGCGAACUUAUCCGUAAUGGGCGUCUGACAUUUUUGGUCGAUUCAACAUGGCGUGAAGAUGUUUCUAAUCUACCACAAGAAGAUAUAUUUGUUCCAAGCAUUCAUCUACCUGAUCCUGAAGCGGAAAAUGGUACUUCGAAUGAAACAUUAAAAGAAUUGGAUCUUAAAUGGACCGAUUUGGCUCUCACUUCGAUCGCUACGGAUUCUACAUUAAAUUGAUAUAUUUAAUCACUGAAUAAAAAAAAAUUUGUUUAUUAA